AUGUCUUCUUGUAAACCAGCUGCCACACCUGUUGAUACCAAACCCAAGCUUGGUUCGAAUUCGGGUGCCGAUUAUGACGACCCAACAUUGUAUCGCAGUCUUGCCGGCGCUCUUCAAUACUUAACAUUAACGAGACCCGAUAUUUGCUAUGCUGUUCAACAAGUGUGCAUGUUCAUGCACGCACCUAAGUUAGAUCAUUGGAACGCUCUUAAAAGAAUCAUCCGGUACCUACAAGGAACUUCGUCCCACGAUUUAACUAUUUGUGCUUCUACAGACUUCUCAUUACGGGCCUACACGGAUGCUGAUUGGGCAGGGUGUCCGGAUACGCGGCGGUCUACAUCCGGGUAUUGUGUUUAUUUUGGUCCUAACAUCAUCUCCUAG
This is a messenger RNA of Helianthus annuus (common sunflower), 381 nucleotides long. RefSeq lists its product as uncharacterized. The record is from RefSeq and is a predicted model, not a curated record. The coding region runs from base 1 to 381 and encodes 126 amino acids. Lineage: Eukaryota; Viridiplantae; Streptophyta; Magnoliopsida; Asterales; Asteraceae. The transcript has a single exon.